ACUUUCCGUAUUCUUUUGCUUAAACGUUGUGAAAAUGAAUUUGUUGCGCGCAGAGACAUUGGGGAGGUCGAUAGAAUCCAGAGAAGGCGCUGUUUGGGAAACUUACGAUUUAUCGGAGAGCUUGGAAGACUUGGUCUCAUACCAGAGAGGAUACUACAUGACUGUGUCAGACAGCUUCUUUCAAAAAGGCAAAGGAACAAUGAAGGUGCCAAGAAAAAUGGACAUUCUGAUUCAAUAUUUCCUUUGGAAGCGUCCACCGAAUUUAAACGGAAAGCAGAGGCUGAGGUGCUUGUGGCCAAUAUGGAGUGUCUUUGCCAGUUCCUGACGACGGUUGGCCAAUAUAUGGAUACGCCAAAGGCAAAAAAUUUAAUGGAUCAAUAUUUCCAAAGGCUUUCUCGCAUAUUAGAGCGCGCUACGCCGCCCCUAACUAAUAUAAAGCGCACUGGCGUGGCUGGGCAGCAGCGUAAAAACUCGGUAACCGCUAUUCAGGCGUCAAUUAAAACUCCAGAUACGUCAGAGUUCUUGCCCGCCAGAAUUCGCUUCAUGAUUGAUGACCUAUUGGACCUACGAUCCAACGGCUGGGUCCCUAGAAGAGCGGGUCAGCGCGGCGAUGUCAACAAGCCGCGCUUCUUAUCGGAUAUUCGAAUGGAAGUAGUUAUGGUAAUCUUCUUACUUUUAGAGCUAAACAUAUUUUAUAUGCCCCCUUUCAGUCGGUUGUCAUUUUAUCUGUUUCUUGCUGUCCACGCUAGCUAUUAUAACAAUGUGUCUAUCACUUAA
Protopolystoma xenopodis is the source of this 777-nucleotide messenger RNA. NCBI's taxonomy places the organism in Eukaryota, Metazoa, Platyhelminthes, Monogenea, Polystomatidea, Polystomatidae. The record is from the annotation of a GenBank genome assembly.